Messenger RNA from Fragaria vesca subsp. vesca, 1257 nucleotides. RefSeq names its product putative F-box protein At5g55150-like. The transcript has a single exon. NCBI's taxonomy places the organism in Eukaryota, Viridiplantae, Streptophyta, Magnoliopsida, Rosales, Rosaceae. The record is from RefSeq and is a predicted model, not a curated record. Bases 1 to 1257 code for a protein of 418 amino acids.
AUGAGUGAAACCACCAACUAUCCAAAGCCAAAUAAAAAGCUGUGUAUUCGCGGGAACAAGGCUAUGGAAUCAGAAUGGCAAAAUCUUCCAAUGGAUGUUGCCUUCUUGAUUCAAGAUAAGUUGUUUGAGCCUGUUGACCAUCUCUGUUUCGCCAGGGUUUGCAAAGAAUGGGAAUCCCUUUCAAAAGACUAUAACAAGGCAACACACCAUUUGCGAGAGGGCAAAGUACUUCCCAUUUUCUGGAACUCUACCGACUUCCAUUCCAAAUCCGAAGGACAUCCAGGACUGCAGAGCAUUUCUACAGAAAAGAGGUACAACAAGAUUCGUUUGCCACUGACUUAUGGCAAGAGGUGUUGUGGCUCUAGCCAUGGCUGGUUGGCCACAGUAGAUCUAGUAGGUCUAUCUCUGAACAUAACUCUGGUGUAUCCCUUCAAAAAAUCAGUGGCGCCAAUUUGUCUUCCUCCCUUGGACUUCAUGGUCAAGUCCUCCAUAUUAGAGGAUGACCUGAACUACUACAUUAUCAACUACAAGAAAUACAUCCCAAAUGUUAUAUUGUCCGCAAAUCCAAACUUGCAACCGGACAAUUAUCUGGUCAUUGCGCUCUACGACUGUGAUACAAAGCUGGCUUUCAUUAAAGGAGGACAAGAGCAUUGGAAAGAUUGGGUUUACUUGGAUAGGCGGCAACGCUGCCUUCAUGAUGUUACAUUCUAUAAAAAUCAAAUCUUCGUUGUUGGACGUCGGGGAAGGAUUGUAUCGUUUGAUGUUAAUGACUGUAAUGUACCUAGAAAGCGGCCAAAAGCAAAGAGACUUACGCCACCAGCCCCCUUCAGAACCUAUGCUGCUAAUUCCUACCUUGUGAAAUCAAGCAAGGGAGACCAUCUGUGGCAUGUUCGAAGACUACUUUCAUUUUGUAAUGUGACGAAUAUACACAAGUAUAGGGAGAAGUUCAUGGUUUACAAGGUAGUGUUCGACCUCAAAAAGGGAGCGGUUGUGCAGCAAGUUGAGGUGAAAAGCAUCGGAGAUGAGGCUAUGUUUUUGGGUGGCGGUCAUUCUGUGUCGGUUUUGGCUUCAAACUUUCCUGGUUGUAAGCCGAAUUCAAUAUACUACACCAACUACGAUGUACCUUAUUUUGAACAUGCCGACCGCAAACCAUAUCGUAUCCUCAGUUUGGAGAAUCAGAAUGUUACACUGCACGAGGUUUGCUCUCGCCAUGCACAACUUGCAGGUGGAGUUUGGAUUCUGCCGGCGUUCAAUUGA